Molecule: messenger RNA, 2353 nt
Organism: Megalops cyprinoides (Indo-Pacific tarpon)
Lineage: Eukaryota; Metazoa; Chordata; Actinopteri; Elopiformes; Megalopidae
Product: glucose-6-phosphate 1-dehydrogenase-like
Exons: 15
Coding region: 214-1833 (539 amino acids)
Biological process (GO): pentose-phosphate shunt, oxidative branch; glucose metabolic process
Cellular component (GO): cytosol
Molecular function (GO): glucose-6-phosphate dehydrogenase activity; NADP binding
Source: RefSeq, a predicted model, not a curated record
UAUUCCAGCAGUAGCCCAGCGCCAAGGGGGGCUGGGAGUGGUAGCAGUAGGUAGUUUGAAACAAGUUUAUCCCUCUAGCAAAGAUUAACGUAUUUAGUAGACAUCUAGCUAAAGUGAUUUCAAAAGCGGGAAAUUCCUCUCACUACGGCUUGCCAGUGACUAGCGGUUAACAAGUCGAGUUAAAUUAUCUGCAGUAUAUGAGUAAGAAAUUGCAUGGCUGGGGGCAGUGUCCUUGGAAGUGGAAGUCCACAGUUAAACUUAUGUGGAACAAAGACAGCAGAGAAGAAGAUGACGGCCCUUCCCCUCUCUCGAGCUGAGGUAUUUGGGCAGCUGAGGAAGGAGCUGCAUGACGACAAGGAGUUCCACCAGUCAGACGUGCACAUCUUCAUCAUCAUGGGGGCUUCGGGAGAUCUGGCCAAAAAGAAAAUCUACCCUACCCUCUGGUGGUUGUUCAGAGAUGGACUGCUCCCAGAGGAGACUCACUUUGUGGGCUUCGCCCGCUCUGACCUGACAGUGGAUGCAAUCCGUACUGCUUGCCUGCCUCACAUGAAGGUGGCAGAUGGUGAAGCUGAGCGUCUAUCGGCAUUCUUCAGUCGAAACUCGUACCUGAGUGGGAGGUACAAUGAAGAAAGCUCCUUCUCACAGCUGCACACGCACCUGUGCGCCCUUCCUGGGGGGGGAGGGGCAAACCGCCUCUUCUACCUGGCCCUGCCCCCCAGCGUCUACCAUGACGUCACCAAGAACAUCCGCCACCACUGCAUGAGCAGAAAGGGAUGGAACAGAGUGAUUGUGGAGAAGCCCUUCGGCCGUGACCUGCAGAGCUCGGAGGAGCUGUCUGCCCAUCUGUCCUCCCUCUUCAGCGAGGACCAGAUCUACCGCAUCGACCACUACCUGGGCAAGGAGAUGGUGCAGAACCUGAUGGUGCUGAGGUUUGGGAACAGGAUUUUUGGGCCUGUCUGGAAUCGGGAUAGCGUGGCUUGUGUGGUCCUGACUUUUAAAGAGCCCUUUGGCACCCAGGGGCGGGGUGGCUACUUUGAUGACUUCGGGAUCAUCCGUGAUGUCAUGCAGAACCACCUGCUGCAGAUGCUCAGCCUGGUUGCCAUGGAGAAGCCAGCCUCCACCAGCUCUGAUGAUGUGAGGGAUGAGAAGGUAAAAGUUCUGAAGUGCAUCAGUCCAGUGUCACUGUCUGAUGUUGUACUGGGGCAGUAUGGAGGCAAUCCUGCGGGAGAGGGUGAUGCCAAGCUGGGGUACCUGGAUGACCCCACUGUCCCCAAAGGCUCUCACACCGCCACCUUUGCCACCGCUGUGCUGUAUGUCCACAACGAGCGCUGGGAUGGUGUGCCCUUCAUCCUGCGGUGUGGCAAGGCCCUGAACGAGCGCAAGGCGGAGGUGCGGCUGCAGUUCACCGACGUGCCGGGCGAUAUCUUCUCAGACCAGUGCCAGCGUAAUGAGUUGGUGGUGCGUGUGCAGCCCAAUGAGGCCAUCUACGCCAAGAUGAUGAGCAAGAAGCCGGGCGUCUACUUCAGCCCCGAGGAGACAGAGUUGGACCUCACCUACCACAGCCGCUACAAGGACGUGAAGCUCCCAGAUGCGUACGAGCGGCUCAUCCUUGAUGUUUUCUGCGGGAGCCAGAUGCACUUCGUCCGCAGUGAUGAGUUGAGGGAAGCCUGGAGGAUCUUCACUCCUCUUCUUCAUCAAAUUGAACAAGAGAAAACUGUUCCCAUUCCAUACACCUACGGAAGUCGAGGGCCCCCUGAGGCAGAUGAACUGGUGAAAAGAGUGGGAUUUCGAUAUGAAGGCACUUACAAGUGGGUCAACCCCCACACACAGUAACGACCCACUUACACACACAGACAGACACUCAUUCACUCACUCGCUCACUCACUCACUCUCACACACUCACACAACUAGGCACACACACAGAUUGAGAUGGGGGUGCAGUAUACCCUUCAUGGUAGUGGUAAGAGGUUGUUAAACACCAACAGCGCUUGAAAAUGAUUGCAGGAGAAGGAGGGGAUGCACAUUCAUGUAGAGUAAACAGAGAUGGACACAGUACCACAGUUCUGCAGGGAGAGGGGUUCACAUGAUGUCCUGCUGUGCUCUAACAGCACACAUGAGGCAAAGACACAUUCAUCCCCCUCUUCCAUCUGUGUGUACAGUUUAACAGAUUGGACAGACAGGAAGAGAGAGUGAGAUCUGGUUUAAACCAGUUUUACUGUAGUUGAAACUCAUCUCUACAAUCCCUCCAUUUCCUUUACAUUCCAUUGCUUCCAUAAAACUAAAAAUUUGUACUCGUAAGAAUAAUAAUGAUCCUAAUGAAUGUUUGAUUGUAAUAAAAUACAUGACAAAAUAA